Messenger RNA from Dimorphilus gyrociliatus, 5896 nucleotides. Lineage: Eukaryota; Metazoa; Annelida; Polychaeta; Dinophilidae. The record is from the annotation of a GenBank genome assembly.
UAUGGGCGCCGCUAAUGGAAAGCAAACAACCGACGAUUUUCAAUUAGUAGUACAAUCAGAUGAGAUUGACAUAGCGACUUCAACAACUACUCGAAAGGAGAAGUUAUUCUUUAAAGAAAACUAUGGAAAAGUUGAUGAAAUUUCUAAGAGAAUAGCAAAAAAUUUCAAUAUUUAUCAACACAGAUCUAGAUUAAAUAUAAUAGAGGAGAUUAAAGAAAAAUGUAUAGACGAUAUCGGAUUAAUACGUGGAUUAUUUAUGCUAUUAGCAUCAUUUGAUUUUACUAUUGUUCAUAAAAAUGAGGAAGUAUUCGACGAAGAUAGCUUUGGACGUUUAAUACUUAAUAUUCAUUAUAAUUUUCUUAAUUUUGCGCAUGGAUUCCAUCUUCUUUAUAGUGAAGCUAAGCAUUUAUUCGAAAAUCGUAUAAAGUGUAAAAUCAUUUCGGGUAUUACUAAAAAUAAAAAAUAUCAACUGGGUAAACCACUUAUCGAUGCUGAAUUGUCUACUCAAUGGAAUGCUGUAUUAAUACCCACCGUUAAUGAUGAGAUGGAAUGGUUUUUUAUAGAUAUUGAAUGGGCUUCCAUUAAAAACACUAAGAAAGAGGUAGUUAAUGAAUAUUUCUUUCUUACCAACCCUGAUUGUUUAAUUAGUACUCACUUUCCUUUUGAAUAUCAAUGGCAACUUCUUCAACAUGUAGUUCCAAGGGAAACGUUUCAGAAUUAUCUUUAUAUUAGAGAAAGAUUCUACGAUCUCGGUUUAAAAAUAAAAGAAGGAGAUGGAUAUCAUAGAAAUUGCGUAUUGAAAUCAAAAAAUGGAAGAAUAGUAGUAAAACUUGGUCUUCCUAAAUACGGGAAAUUUAUUUAUACAAGUUGUAAGAUUUUUAAACUACCAACUUUCGAUUCUUCGUCAUGCAUCCUAAGUCAAGAAAGAGAUGGCGAUACUAUUAACAUAACUAUAGCAUUUAUUGCUAAAUCAGCUCAUCCCUAUCGUCUAGAUAUCUAUGGUUUAGAUUUUAGAAGACAUUCGAAUUAUGAAUUAUGCUGUAGUUAUCUGCUAUUUGGGGAAAAUAUAGAUAAAAAUCAACUUGACUGGCCGGAUAAUCCUGACAUUGGUUAUGGAUUUCGUUUAGAGAGUAGAGCAUUAGGCCUAAUCCCCGAGAAGAAUUAUUUCUCUGAAAUAAAAACAAAUAAUAAAGUGUUAAUGAAAUUUUCAAUGCACGAAGUAAUUCAUACUUUAGUACAACUAAGACAUAGGCAAUAUAAACCUCACGAACUAUCUAGAUUCAUAUUAGCUCUAGAAUGGAAGGGAAGAUUAGAAAUUGCAUUUAGAUUACCCGAAAAGGGUACUUAUGCUCUAAAAGUCUAUGGCUAUGAAAAGGAAGACACGCUGUUAAAUUUAGAAGAUUCCAAUAUGACUGAAAAGAGAAAGAAGGAAUUAAUCAAUAUACCUAACAUAUUAAACUAUAGAUUGCUAGUAGACGAAAAUUCGCCAUUUAGUAUAUCAGAAUUCCCAAAAGUAUACAAUUCGCAGGCUGGAGAAGGUCUUUAUUCUGAAUAUUUUAAAGUUUUACCAACUGAAUGGGUAGCUAAUUUUAUACAAACUCGUCAUAAAGAAUCACUUGAAUUAUCAUUUUCACAUAUAAAAGAUUGCGAACUUUUCGCCGAAUUUCACAAUAUUAAUAUAGCAUCUACAGAAUUAAUUAAUAUAGUCGUUAAAAUUCACGAAGCAGAUGAUCUAACGAAAUUCGUAUUCAAUCCAAAAAAAAAUGGAGAAUACGCAUUCAAUUUGUUUGCUUGUGAUAAAACUUCUAAAGAUAGGGUAUUACAUCAUGUAUAUUCAAAACUUAUACUUGUUUCGGAUGAGAGGAGGAUAAGUGUUAACGAUUUUGAAUCUUUAAUUAAUUCACGACACGAAGAGCUAUUUGAUUAUAUGGAAGAUACAAGAUCGGAUACCAUCGCUUUGGAUUGUGAUAAAGCAUUAUUAAUUUCACUUCAAAGAGAAUGCACCUUUCAUUUAUGGACUGAUGAUAAAGUAAAAUUUACCGAAAAUCAAGUUUUAAUCAGUCUUCCUUUAGCUGGAAAUUAUCGGAUAUCUUUCUAUGAAAUUUACAAGAAUAUUAUUAUCUGUAGAAAAACAAUUUAUGUAACAAAAAUUAAGGCCCGAAUAUCGCAAUCGGAGGAGACAAGGUUAAUGAAUGAGUCGAAAGAUUCUUGGAAAAUGGAGAUGAGGAAAGCUCUAACAUCAAGAAAUAAGGAUAAAUUAGUUGAAUGUAUUAGAAGUCAUAAAUUAUCGAAUCCCGAAUGGAGUGACCUAUACUUUAUGGGGAAAAAAUUAUUAAAUAAAUUAGAGAAUAUUGAAAUUUUUAAACAGAAAUUAUUAGAUCUUGACGAAACUUCUAUAGAAGAUAUAAGGAACAUUCGUUCAUUCGAAGAUGAAAAUCAAUUUAAACUAAUCUAUAGUUGCUGUACAGGUUUACUCCUUCUUCUUGGAUAUAAACCUAAAAACUUACAGACGUGGGAAGAAAUUGGUAAUUAUCUGGAGUGGAACAUCCUUAGUAAAAAGAUUGAAUUAUUAGAUAAAAGAGAUAUAAAUGCUGAAUUAGCGGCCAGAAUUCUAAAAAUAAUAUUAAAUGAUAAUUAUAACGUUGAUAAAACUCUAAUAGAUUUUCAUAAUAUGGUAAUAAAUGCUACAGAAAAUCAGCGAAUGUAUGAAACUGUCGAAUCAAUACUCAAUUGGGAUAUGUUUAGGAUGUUGAAUAGCGUUUCCAGACUGAAUAUAUUAUCAAAACACAUCAACGGGAACUUCUCAGUAAGGUUGAAUAGUAAGAAUGUAUCAUCAGAGAAAUCCAAAUAUAAGGCAGUCAUCUUCGACAUGGGUGGCGUUCUUAUUCCAUCUCCAGUCGGAUUAUUCAAAAGCGUUGAAAGCCAACUAAACAUUCCAUCUCAAACUUUUCUAAAAGCUAUUAUUAACGGAGGAGAUGGUGGAGCAUGGGCCAAAUUCGAAAGAGGUGAAAUUCUUCCCGAAGAGUUUACCGAACUAUUUUCAAAAGAAUGUUCAAAAGUGUCAGGAGAAAAGGUUAAUGUCUCUCAGCUGGUAGACUUAUUGACAAGUGAAGCGAACAACUAUCCCAUAUUUCCCGAAAUGAAAGACGCUAUCGAAUGCCUAAGAGCGGAAGGAAUAAAAACAGCUCUCCUUACUAACAACUACCUAAGUAGCCCUGCAACAUCGUAUUGUCCAAUUGACAAAUCACUUUUCGAUGUGGUUGUGGAAUCUUGCGUUGUGAAAAUGAGAAAACCUGAUCCAAACAUAUAUAAAUAUACUCUAGAUCAACUAGAAGUUGAAAGCAAUCAGACUAUAUUUCUAGAUGAUUUGGGUAUGAACUUGAAAUCUGCGAAAUCUUUAGGAAUAAAGACCUUAAGGGUGGAAGAAGAUAAAUCAACAGUUUUGAAACAACUGGAAACGGAAGUUGGAUUUCCAGUUCAAGGCUACGUAGCAGGAACAACAUCAGUUCCAGAGAGAUUAAAAUUGCCAGAAAAGAAACUAAGAAGCUACUUAAAUUGGGUUUUGAAAAUACACUCGAAAGGUGACGAAGAGAUGCCAAUUGUUCGUUGCUUCGCUCAUGGACAAUCGAAUCCUACUUAUUUUAUAAGAUACGCUAAUAAGGAUCUUGUUUUAAGAAAGAAGCCGCCAGGUAAAAUAUUACCAUCUGCUCAUGCCGUUGAACGUGAAUAUAGAAUAAUGAAGGCAUUGAGAGAGCAAGGAAUUCCCGUCCCAAAAGUAUUACAUUUAAUGGAAGAUACGGAGCUAUUAGGUACACCCUUCUACGUAAUGGAGCACGUUCCAGGAAGGGUCUUUAAGGACGUUCUACUUAAAGACCAUAGUCGAGAAGACAGACAGAAAAUUUAUGAGGCCAUGAAUGACGUUUUAUGUAAAAUACAUAAUGUUAAUAUUGACGAUGCUGGUCUUGGAGAUUAUGGAAAAAGAGGAGGUUACAUUAAACGCAACUUUAAUCGUUGGGUUAAACAAUUUGAGGCUGCAAAGACUCAGGAAAUUCCUGCAUUUGAUAAACUAUCAAAGUGGCUAAGUGAGAGAAUGCCAUUAAACGAAGACUGUUGUGUUGUUCAUGGAGACUUCAGAUUGGAUAAUCUUAUAUUCCAUCCUACCAAAUUAGAGGUUGUGGCUGUUAUCGAUUGGGAAUUGUCAACUUUAGGAGAUCCUCUAACUGAUUUAGCAACCAAUUGCACUCCUUACGUCUUUCCUAGGAAUACACCUGAUCUUGCAGGUUUUGGUGAUUUGGACUUUGAGAGUCAUGGAAUCCCAAGAAUAGAAGACUACGUACAAAGCUAUACAAAGAAGAGAAAUAUAAAAGAUAUAGAUAAUUGGGAUUUUUAUAUGGCAUUCUGUUUAUUCAGAUUUACAUCUAUCACUCAAGGAGUAUAUAAAAGAGCUAUCAGCGGACAAGCCAGCUCACCGAAUGCUGAAAAACUUGGAUUAUUUACUGAAAUUUUGGCAGAAUUAGCUUGGUACAUAGCAUCUAAUAGUAAAUUACAACCUACCGCAAUGGCAAAGAACUCUAAGCAGUUAUCCGAAUCCGAAUUCGCUGAAUUGUCCAAAUUCGUUGAUACAGGAUCAGCAAACAGAGAUAUUCUUGGCUCUUUUCCCUUAUCUCCUGCUGCUUUGAGACCUGAAGUCCAAGAUUAUCACAAAAGAGUUCGAAAAUUUAUCAAAGAACAUGUCAUUCCAUUUGAACAAGACUUUAUGGCAUAUCAUUCUCAACCAGAGACGCAAUGGACCAUACAUCCUCGAAUGGAGGAGUUAAAAAGCAUGGCCAAAGCUGAAGGACUUUGGAAUUUGUUUCUACCAGUUGAGAGCGACCCUGAAAAGAAGUACGGAGCUGGAUUGACAAAUGUUGAAUAUGCUUUCCUGUGCGAGGAAAUGGGUAAAAGCCCUUUGGCUCCGGAAGUUUUCAACUGCUCCGCACCUGACACUGGAAAUAUGGAAGUACUUAUACGAUAUGGAUCAGAACAACAGAAGGAAAAAUGGCUAAAACCUUUAUUAGAGGGAAAGAUAAGAUCAUGCUUUGGUAUGACAGAACCAAAAGUUGCUUCUUCUGACGCAACUAAUAUACAAAGUUCCAUAAGACGAGAAAAAGACUGCUAUGUAAUAAACGGCAGGAAAUGGUGGACGUCUGGUGCCAUGGAUCCAAGAUGUAAAGUAUGUGUUUUUAUGGGUAAGACUGAUACGAGUGUCUCACGACACAAACAACAAAGUAUGAUACUUGUACCGAUGGACGCGCCUGGUGUGAAAAUUAUAAGACCUCUGUCAGUGUUCGGUACAACAGACCCUCCACAUGGUCAUGCUGAAAUGGAGUUUGUAAACGUUCGUGUACCGCUUGAAAAUAUGCUUCUUGGUGAGGGAAGAGGAUUCGAAAUUGCUCAAGGAAGACUUGGUCCAGGCAGAAUUCACCACUGUAUGAGACUAAUUGGGGCUUGCGAAAGAAGUUUAGAAAUGAUGAUCGAUAGAGUUCAAAAAAGAGUAACAUUUGGUAAGCCUAUCGCUGCUCACGGCACCGUACAAGCCGAUAUUGCAAACAGUCGUAUAGAAAUCGAACAGUGUCGAUUACUAACACUCAAGGCUGCUCAUAUGAUGGACACCGUCGGCAACAAGGUUGCCGCACCAGAAAUUGCCAUGAUUAAGAUAGCUGCACCAAACAUGGCCCAGGUUGUUAUUGAUAGAGCUAUCCAAGCAUUUGGUGGAGCAGGAUUUAACUACGAUACACCAUUGCCAGCAUUCUUCGCCUGGGCUAGAGUUCUUCGAGUAGCAGAUGGACCAGACGAAGUUCAUAGGAGAUCACUUGCCAAGAUGGAAAUUAGAAGAUCGAAUUUAUCUAAACUGUGA